UUAGACUAAAAGCCACACAUCCUUGAAUACAAACUACAAAGUUUAGUGGCUUUCAAACGAGCGUGUAGCAAACAUGUAUAAGUUGCUGUGUAUAUUAUUGUUUAUAUUACACGUGAACGGGCAGGAGUAUGAUGCUGAUUGUGUCACGCCAACAGGCCUGGCAAGUCACUGCAUCUCUAUCAACGACUGCGAAAAGUUGAAGCCACUCAUACGACUACCUCCAGUACAACGGGAGGCUCUCAAAUCAUGGCACUGUGGUUAUGAUGGUGACGUACCUAGAGUAUGCUGUCCUCCCACCACGCCCAAGACCAGAUGUCACACAGUCAUGGGAAAGGCCGGUAUAUGCGUCAGCACUAAAGCGUGUCCCAGCAUUGCGAUACGUCUGAAACCACCCGUCAGUACUGCAAAUCUGGAGUAUGUUUUACGGUCGAAAUGUCGUGGUCCGGCCGAAUUGAACGUGUGUUGUGAAGAGCCAGUACGUAAACCCACACUUGAGAAUACGAAAGCGAACAUAACAGCUGAUGACAGGAUUAAUAUCAUCACUUCGAAUCCCAUUGAGAAAGUCACGGCUAACCCAGUAUCAACCAACAAUCUGCCAAACACGAAUUCCAUAGACAGACCAAACUGCGACACAGUAGACAUUCCUAACCCCGACAGUGGUUGUUGUGGAAUCGACAGUAAUGGCGGAAACAGAAUUAUCGGCGGAAACGCUACUGCAAUAGAUCAAUAUCCGUGGUUAGCGCUCCUAGAGUACUCCAACACACGUUGGAUAUGUGGUGGAACACUUAUUAGCAGACGUUGGGUCCUAACUGCUGCGCAUUGUCUCGUCACGCACGAAAUGAAGAGCAGAAACGCACAAAGCGUCCGCCUUGGGGACUAUAACAUAACGAAUCCUGGCAUCGACUGUGUUGAAGUCGAGGGUGGUGGCACUGAUUGUAUUGCUGAGCCACUAUCAAUUACCAUCAAUGAAACGAUAAUUCAUCCAGAAUAUAGGGCUCCAAAAACAUUAGUUGAACCAAACGACAUUGCAUUAAUCCGCCUCCAGGAGUUAGCUCCAUAUUCAGACUUCAUUAGACCGAUUUGUCUUCCGCUCUCCGACGUGUUUCAAUCACCACCAGCGAAUAUGAAACUGAUCGUGGCCGGAUGGGGAGCCAUGAGUGAAACAAAAUCAUCAAGUGACGUUAAAUUACACGUGGCCUUGCCGUUCUUUGACCAACAGAGCUGCCGGAAACUAUAUUCCUUGAAGGGAAAACCAAUAAUAUGGGAUAAGCAAAUAUGCGCAGGCGGCGAGGAUAAUAAAGAUUCCUGUAGCGGCGACUCAGGUGGUCCCCUCAUGUACAUGGAGGAAGAAAAGCCAUUUCAGAUAACCGGUAUCACGAGCUUCGGCGUAAAGCAGUGCGGUUUUAAGGGACGACCCAGUAUUUACACUAAGGUCAUUUCGUAUGUCGAUUGGAUUAGAAGUGUGGCUAAGCCGUGAUUGUAUUAUUAGUAAAAAAAACUCAGUCUAUUUUAAAUUGUUUAUUAUAGAUACUUGCAUUAUAAUAGAUAGUUAAAAUUUAGUUAUAUCCCAACGGAUUGAAAGGUUAUACUACUUUUUUUAAAUUCGUAAAUUAAAGUUGGAAAUUUGAAACAUUGUACGAUAUUAGUGAGAAUUGUGAGUUAUGAUUUUUUAUGAGGGAAGAAUUAAUUGCUUGUUUUAAAUAAUAUAAAUCAUGACUAUAGACAAGAACGCAAGACGCAAUCAAUAAUGAAACAAUAUUUCUAAUAGCGUCUAAUACAAGUAGAUCUAUGUAGUCAAAAUCUCCACAGCACUAACAGUUUAAAACAAUGAACGUAAUACUAGAGGACUUUAGUAAUGAUAAUUAUUAGAUAAACUUGCAAUAGGGGUCAUAUUUGAAUAUUGUAAAUAUUAAUUUUAAUCUACCGACUUUGCCAUACAUUUGCUAUGUUUGACAUUACUGUUGUUAAAUUUAUAUCCAGAAGAAAUGGUUCAAACUACUCAUUUUAUUAUGUGUCUAGUGUAUAGUAAUAAUAUUAAUUUUAAUUAUUUAACAUACGUAUACAUAACGUGUAUUUAAAAAUGUACACCCAAUUGCAAAUAAUUGUUUUUGUAUAAUUGCAUUUAUCUUAAUUAGAAGAAGUUGUAACCAUAUAAUUAUUUAAAAAAAAUGUUAUUAACUAGAAAAAUUCUUAAAAUUAAGUAUCCCAUAGAA
Pieris napi is the source of this 2213-nucleotide messenger RNA. RefSeq names its product phenoloxidase-activating enzyme-like. The transcript is spliced from 8 exons. The coding region runs from base 74 to 1477 and encodes 467 amino acids. Lineage: Eukaryota; Metazoa; Arthropoda; Insecta; Lepidoptera; Pieridae. The record is from RefSeq and is a predicted model, not a curated record. Gene Ontology annotation, biological process: proteolysis. Gene Ontology annotation, molecular function: serine-type endopeptidase activity.